AAAAAACAGGACGAAAAAAGUGACCAGCGUGGCUGGAGAGAGGAACAUGUGUGUGGAAGGAGAAGGAAAGGCUGGAUGCCUGGGUGAUGGGCACUGCUCCGAAGUCCAUGUGAUUGUAUAUGUUCACAUCUCGAUAUAGAAACGAUGUGACUAUGAAUCAUCCUCGCCAGGAGAGCAUGUGGGCAGAACGUUAGAGCUCUCUGCUUCAGCAUCCCAAUGUACAGGGGGCUGCUCUUAGGCUGUACCUGUUAGAUUAGACCCAAAGGCAGCAGGACACAUAUAUACAUGCAUGUACACAUCUAGGUCUUUGUGGGAAUAUUUUUUUUGUCUUUUGCAUUUGGAAAAUGUGAAAUUUUUUUCUUCCUGGUAAUGCUAAGAGUGAUCUUGUCUAUCCAUUGAGAAGUGCAUAAUCUUUUAGAAAUAAGACCAGGAAGAUGAAAAGUCUCAGUCGAAGGAUAUGGAUUUUUCAGGAAUUUUAUGCAGCGCUCUCUGUUAUGAUCAGGGAAGAAAAUCAAAUACUGCCAUAAUAGAAUCAUCUCCCUCCUGGACCCCACACCCCUGUGGAAUGUUCCCAAACCAAGGAUCCAGCACUGACUUCCAUCAUUUGAGGGUGAAAAAUAAAAGCAGACGCACAGAGAAAUUGUAUCUGUUCUUCUCUCCUGUUUCUCAUGUCACUGACACAUUGUUUGUGAAAACAUGAGGAGGGAAAUCAUAUGCAAAGAGUGUGGCCUGUGAACAGAUCCCAUCUGACAUCAGCAUCACACAUGCUGUUCCCUGCGAGACAACUUCCUUGGAAAGCUGUGGCAGGGAGCUCAACGGAGCAACGACUGAGCACAGGGACUCUCCCCUGUCUCCCUCUUGAUCUUCGUCCUUGGCAACUCCUUCUUGCUGCUGUCGUGUGGUUUCCAUUAAAUUGUAAGAGCACGGCCAUGGGGGACGCAGCAGCAGCAGCAGCAGAGCAGCCGGAGCCCAGGGGUGCUCACUGCCAGCUCUUUGAUUCCAGCAUGAGGAACAUGGCAAUGAGACUGAGGACUUUCCAGCAGUGGCCCCGCACCGCCCCUGUGUCUGCCCGGGAUCUGGUCAAGGCUGGAUUUUUCUACGUGGGCCCCAGGGAUGAAGUGCAGUGUUUUUGCUGUGGUGGUGUCCUGAAGGACUGGAGACCUAUUGAUUGCCCCAUAAUAGAGCACAUGAAAUUCUUCCCUUCCUGUAAAUACAUCUGCGGUGAGGAUGUUGGGAACCAGGAGGUGCUGUCCCUGCAGGAGAUCUUUGACACUGUGGAUGGGCAGUUCCUGAGUCUCUUGCAGGGGAUAGUCAGUGAGGAGACAGCCCUGCCCAAUGAGCCAGAGUACCCUGAGAUGGUCACAGAGGAGAUGAGACUGUCUACAUUUGAGAACUGGCCUCAAAAUUCCCACAUGCAUCCAGAGCAACUGGCUAGAGCAGGGUUCUUUUACACAGGACAAGGAGAUGUAGUGAGGUGUUUUUACUGUGAUGGAGGUGUGAGGAGCUGGUCCUUUGGAGAUGAUCCUUGGAGGGAACAUGCCAAAUGGUAUCCAGAGUGUGAAUUUUUACUGCACUCAAGGGGGAGAGAAUUUGUUAGCAGCGUUCAGGCAACCUUUUCUACCACCCUGCUGGCUCCAAGACAUUCCUGGGAUCAGACUGAGCAAGACUCCUCUCCUUCCCAAGGAGCUGUUCAGAGAGAGACUGGAACAUCAAGACAAGAAAUGCGAUCUGUGCAGCAAAAGGAACCAGAUGAGCCUCAGCUGAGCACAGAAGAACAGCUCCGCCGCCUGCAAGAGGAGAGGAUGUGCAAAGUGUGCAUGGACAAAGAGGUGUCUGUUGUGUUUGUUCCCUGUGGCCACCUGGUAGCUUGUGGAGAAUGUGCCCUCAAUUUGAGGCUGUGUCCCAUCUGCAGAGCUGUCAUCCAGGGGAGUGUGAGAGCUUUCAUGUCCUGAGCCAUGAUGCACCUGAGGGGAAAGAUAAGUCUGUACAACUCAUUUGUAACUCAGCAGAGGGAGGAAAUAAGUAAAGAGUUUGAUGCUGGAGCAUUCUAAUUUGCAGGGUAGCUUGGCAUAAGUGUGAAAACUCACUAAAUGUGCCUCCUAUGCACAGUGUUCCUAGGAAUAGCUGCUGGUUUGAUGUACUCUUGCUGAUCUUGCUUUAGGACUACUCCAGGAAAACUCUGCUGGGCUCUUUUGUCCUCCAAAUGAGGCUGUUGUUGACAGAGAUUCUCUUCCACAUUUUUGUGUUCUCAAGUGACUCUUUGCUCUGUGUUGAAAUCAAAGGCUGUUUUCAGCAGACUCUCUGGUUCUCUCACUCACUUAGCAGCUGUCUAGAAAUUAUUCUGCUAGGGAUUCCUUCAGGAAGUUUGAUUGAAAAUGGGAGUAUUUUUUGUACAAAAUGCAUUCCAUUGAGACUAGAAUACUCAGCAGCAACGUGUUGUAGGGGAGGGAGAAUCUACCUUUUUCUCCCCUUUUUGUUGAAUCUUCGACAACUGAUGAAAUGUUUCAGUAAUACUCAAAUUUGCAUAACUAAGUGGAAAAGCCUGGCCUGACUCUCCAACCUCUCUGCUCUCAGCUGACCUCCCCAGGUGAAAGGCUCUUUGCUCAGGGUCACUGAAUGGUCUCCUAGAAGCUUCUUAUGGAGCUCUUCCCUGGCUGUUGGGUACUAUCCUACUAGAAAACAGCUCUGGAAAAAUACCUUUUUAGAACAUCUCUUUGCUGGCUAAACUGGUGAUUCUUAUUUAAAAUGGAAUAUUCUAUCACGUAGCCAAAAAGAGUAAGUUUCAUCCACAGUAUCCCUUGUUAACUGAACGGGAAAGGAAAUAUGUUUUUAAAAAUAAACUGUUCUUUUUCAU
Corvus hawaiiensis (hawaiian crow) is the source of this 2854-nucleotide messenger RNA. It is a transcript of the gene BIRC7, whose product is annotated as baculoviral IAP repeat containing 7. Gene Ontology annotation, molecular function: cysteine-type endopeptidase inhibitor activity involved in apoptotic process; ubiquitin protein ligase activity. Bases 714 to 1952 code for a protein of 412 amino acids. The record is from RefSeq and is a predicted model, not a curated record. NCBI's taxonomy places the organism in Eukaryota, Metazoa, Chordata, Aves, Passeriformes, Corvidae. Gene Ontology annotation, biological process: negative regulation of apoptotic process; positive regulation of protein ubiquitination; regulation of cell cycle. The transcript has 8 exons. Gene Ontology annotation, cellular component: cytoplasm; nucleus.